Molecule: messenger RNA, 675 nt
Organism: Heteronotia binoei (common prickly gecko)
Lineage: Eukaryota; Metazoa; Chordata; Lepidosauria; Squamata; Gekkonidae
Product: SH3 domain-binding glutamic acid-rich-like protein 3
Exons: 3
Coding region: 24-341 (105 amino acids)
Cellular component (GO): cytoplasm
Source: RefSeq, a predicted model, not a curated record
GCGGGGUCGGGGCGGGCGCCAAGAUGGCCGGCAUCCGGGUCUAUUACACCAGCGUUACGGGGUCUAGAGAGGUGAAGAAGAGGCAGCUGGAAGUCCUUCGCAUUCUGGAUGGAAACCACAUGAAGUACGAGUUGGUUGACGUGUCCAUCAGCGAAAGUUUGCUUCAAGAAAUGAGGGACAAAGCCGGCAAGCCUGAUGCGAUACCACCGCAGAUCUUCAACGGGGAGCAGUACUGUGGGGACUCCCAGAUGCUGUACGAAGCCACUGAGAACGAAGAGGUUAGGAAGUUUCUGAAGAUGGCAACCAUAGAGAAGACAGCAAGGGGACAGAUCGCAAUUUGAAGAGGGGACACCAGCUUGCUUCUGCCAGUCGUGUCAUAUUACUUGUCCCCACUGCCUCAGAUAAAGAUCUUGCACGUGGAAGUGAGUCACAUCAAGCACAAAAGAAAAAAACACACAAACAACCUUCCAAAUCACCCCAUGAGCUGUGCAGCAUUUGGCACCAAAUGGGGUGCUGCUUUCAAAAAUCCUUUCCAUAAAAUGAGGUUCAGCACCGUCUUCUUCAACAGCUUACUGGGAGGUUGCUGCACUGAACUAUUUUUUUAAAAAACAGAAAACAGUGAAGAUGGGGAAAUUUUGCUCUUGUAAAAUAUUAAUAAAAAGCCAGUGAGUUUAA